Messenger RNA from Papaver somniferum (opium poppy), 985 nucleotides. Its product is annotated as probable transmembrane ascorbate ferrireductase 2. The coding region runs from base 133 to 831 and encodes 232 amino acids. The record is from RefSeq and is a predicted model, not a curated record. Gene Ontology annotation, molecular function: oxidoreductase activity. The transcript has 4 exons. Lineage: Eukaryota; Viridiplantae; Streptophyta; Magnoliopsida; Ranunculales; Papaveraceae.
UGAAACUAAUUGUGUGUAAAUCUAACUGCUGAGAGACAAGAGAAGAGAAGGAAUGAUCAAACAAAAACCCUAAUUUCCAUCUCUCUCUCCCUCUAUUGAAUUGCAUCAUUCAUUCUCUGCCUGUAUUUCAAAAUGGCGGUUCCGAUGGUUGGGUUUCCAAUUGUAUUACUGAUACGGAUAAUGGGAGUUGUAGUAUCAGCUUUGGUUCUUACUUGGACUUUACAUUACAGAGGAGGUUUAGCUCUCUUUUCUGAUAACAAAGAUCUCAUCUUUAACGUUCAUCCGGUAUUAAUGCUGAUCGGACUCAUACUUAUCAAUGGUGAAGCCAUGCUAGCAUACAAGACAAUGUCAGGGACUAAAAAUUUCAAAAAGUUAGUUCAUCUUACGCUUCAAUUUCUAGCUCUCAUGCUGAGUGUCGUCGGUAUUUUGGCUGCCUUGAAAUUCCAUAUCGACAAGGGAAUUGAUAAUUUCUAUAGUCUGCACUCUUGGCUGGGUCUUGCCUGCAUAAUUCUAUUUAUGAUUCAGUUGGCAGCUGGAUUUGUAACAUUCUGGUAUCCUGGUGGCGCGAGAAGCAGCAGAGCUGCAUUGAUGCCAUGGCAUGUAUUCUUUGGGAUUUAUAUUUAUGCGCUUGCUGUUGUGACUGCUGUUACUGGUAUCUUUGAGAAGGUUACCUUUCUCCAAACCAACAACGUAAUAUCACGCUACUCCACUGAGGCCAUGUUGGUGAACUCGUUUGGUAUAUUGAUUGUUGCUCUUGGUGGUUUCGUUGUUCUUGCUGUUAUUAGUCCAACUACAAAUGGCAAAAUAGAUGCUUACAGAGCAAUGGAAUAAGUGCGCACUCAUGCAAGCACUUCAAUUGUUCAUUUAAUCCUUCAAAUUACUGUACUUCUCAUUUAUAUGAACUGCAGAUUUAGCUUGUUGUAAAACAUAUACAAAUUUUACAAUAAAAUUGUUUCAUUUGAAGUGAUCUCUACUUCGUUUCAAC